AUGGCUAUUCUGUUCAAAUGGCCCAUAUUGGGGGUUAUAGUACCAUCUAUUCUAAUUGGUAUGAUCGGAUAUGGAUCUCAUUAUUUUGUAUUUACUUCUCAUCUUAAUAGUCGAGAUCAAUUAUGGUUUGAAUUUUAUUUAAGUAUGGUAUGGAUAUCAUAUAUUAUUGCUAUUUUUAAACAACCUGGAAGUCCACCUCAUGGAUUUCAACCAAAUCAAGGAGAAUGGAGACGAUGGUGUAAGAAGUGUAAGAAUUAUAAACCAGAAAGAAGUCAUCAUUGUAAAUCAUGUAAAAAAUGUGUAUUACAAAUGGAUCAUCAUUGUCCAUGGACUAUGAAUUGUGUUGGUCAUGAUAAUAUUGCUCAUUUUUUACGAUUUUUAUUAUGGGUAAUAUGGACUACUGGUUAUGUUAUGAUUCAAUUAAGUAAACGAGCUAUUCAAUAUUAUGAAGAAAGUAAUUUACCGGCUUAUUUGAUUAAUAAAAGUGAAAUGAUUGCCGUGAUAUUUUUAUUACCCAUUGACUUUUUCGUAUUUGCAACUAUAGUAGUAUUAUUUAUAAGGUGUGUAAUAAAUUUCUUCUUUAAAGGUAUGACCCAAAUUGAAGUUUGGGAAUCAGAAAGAAUUGAAGGACAAAUUCAUACAGAAAGAUUUUGGAAUCAAAUUAAAAGAAAUUAUUUUAGGUUACAUAAUAAAGAGUUACCUCGACUUACAAGCUGGAGAAAUGAGAAUGAAAGAACAAAUUAUGAUGAAAAUGAUGAAGAUAAAGAUACAUCAUCCACUAAUAAUGAUAUUAAUGAAAAUUCAUCAGUUCCAGAGGAAUUUACCUUUGAUGAUUUAAUAUUUCCUUAUGAUUUAGGAAUAUGGAAUAAUAUUGUUAGUAAUUGCGGAUCUCCAUGGAAAUGGAUUUUGCCAUGGGGUGGUACUAAUAGUAGUGGAUAUAAAUUCGAGAAAUCGGGAGAAUUUAUAGAAGAUGAUCAAUUAGGAUUACCAUGGCCACCCGAUGGUGGACAUCAAGAGAAUGGUGAUGGAGGUGAAAUUAAUAGAGGAGACAUUGAGUUACAGAAUAUGCGUAGGCCAAACUAUCGAUUAUUAAAGAAAAGAUUAGAUCCACGAUCUACUAUGAAAAGAACUGAAUGGAUGAAUGAUUUAGGAGAGACAUUAGAUGAUUUAGGGGUUGAUAUAGAUGCAGAAGAUACUGAUAAUGAAGAAUUAAUAGUAGUGGGGGGGAAUAGCAACAAUGAUAAUGAUAAUAAUAGUGCACAUAACACUACCGCAUAG
This is a messenger RNA of Scheffersomyces amazonensis, 1278 nucleotides long. Its product is annotated as palmitoyltransferase. Gene Ontology annotation, molecular function: protein-cysteine S-palmitoyltransferase activity. The transcript is spliced from 2 exons. Gene Ontology annotation, cellular component: endoplasmic reticulum membrane. NCBI's taxonomy places the organism in Eukaryota, Fungi, Ascomycota, Pichiomycetes, Serinales, Debaryomycetaceae. The record is from RefSeq and is a predicted model, not a curated record. The coding region runs from base 1 to 1278 and encodes 425 amino acids.